Molecule: messenger RNA, 1688 nt
Organism: Chinchilla lanigera (long-tailed chinchilla)
Lineage: Eukaryota; Metazoa; Chordata; Mammalia; Rodentia; Chinchillidae
Product: olfactory receptor 2AG2-like
Exons: 2
Coding region: 544-1626 (360 amino acids)
Biological process (GO): G protein-coupled receptor signaling pathway
Cellular component (GO): membrane
Molecular function (GO): G protein-coupled receptor activity; olfactory receptor activity
Source: RefSeq, a predicted model, not a curated record
ACGGAACAUGCAGGCAUAUGAACAUGCGUGCAUGUGUGUGAGGAAUAGAAAUAAGGAAGAAAGAACUGAAAAUUCAUAGAAACAUCCAAUAAAACAGUGCAGGAUACUAAUUAAAGAUCAGUAAGAGGGACCUGAUAUUAGCAGAAGUUGAUUGUUAAAUUUCCCUGUAGGUAAUAAUAGCCCAGGCAAGAAGCACAAAGAAAGAGACAGAGAGUGACAGCCCUUGGAGAAAUCAUGAGACACACUUUAAAGUUGGACAGGCUGGACAGGCUGGACAGACGUCCCUACUUCUGGGGUUAGUCACAGAUACCAUCAAUUUAAGCAGGACAGCCUCAGCAAGACCAUGGGGGUCAAAACAAGUCUAGGCCUCAGAGCCCAUUUACCUGGAGAAGUUCUCAGAAUUGGCUAGUGAGGAGACAGGCCCUGGAGAAUUCAUUAAAAUUCACUUUCCUGAAGUAGCAUUCUCAGGGGAGGUCCUAUCACCUGAGGAGAAGAGACUGAAAGGUCCCCAAGGACAAGGUCAGGGUCACUGUUGCCCCAGGGAUGAUGAAGUUAGGCCCUGGUGAUUCUUUGAGUAGCUCCUCCAAUACCUCUUUCCCCAAAGCCUUGUGUUCAUCUUUAUCAUGGACUCCAGCAGGAGAAGAAUAUAGGAAAAUACAACUAAAGAAACCACACAGAAUGGAGCUCAACUCUACCUUAGGAAGUGACUUCAUCUUGGUGGGGAUCCUGAAGGACAGUGGGUCUCCUGAACUUCUCUGUGCCAUAAUCACGGCCCUGUACAUGGUGGCCCUGAUCAGCAAUGGCCUGUUGCUCCUGGUCAUCACAGUGGAUAUCCAGCUCCAUGUGCCCAUGUACCUCCUGCUUGGGCAGCUGUCUCUCAUGGACCUCCUGUUCACAUCGGUUGUCACUCCUAAGGCCCUCAUGGAUUUCCUGCACAGAGAAAACAGCAUCUCCUUUGGAGGCUGUGCCCUGCAGAUGUUCCUGGCACUGACACUGGGUGGUGCAGAGGACCUCCUACUGGCCUUCAUGGCCUAUGACAGAUAUGUGGCCAUUUGUCACCCUCUGAACUACAUGAUCUUCAUGAGACCUAGAGUCUGCUGGUUCAUGGUGGUCUCAUCCUGGAUCCUGGCAUCCCUGAAUGCUUUAGGACAUACAGUGUACACCAUGCACUAUCCCUUUUGCAUGUCUCGGGAAAUCAGACACCUUUUCUGUGAGAUUCCAAACUUGCUGAAGCUGGCCUGUGCAGACACCUCCAGAUAUGAGCUCAUGGUUUAUGUGACAGGUGUGACUUUCCUUUUACUCCCUCUUUCUACCAUUAUUGCCUCCUACAUUCUGAUUCUGCUCACUGUGCUCCACAUACCCUCAAAGGAUGGGAGGAAGAAAGCUCUUGUCACUUGCUCUUCCCACCUGACUGUGGUAGGUAUGUUUUAUGGGGCGGCUACACUCAUGUACGUCCUACCCAGUUCCUUCCACAAUCCCAAACAGGAUAACAUCACCUCUGCUUUCUACACGAUUGUCACCCCAGCCCUGAACCCCCUCAUUUACAGCCUGAGGAAUAAGGAGGUCAUGGGAGCUUUGGAGAGGAUCUUUGGAAAAUAUAUUGUGCAGACACACCCUACCCUCUAGGUAGAUCUCCAAAAUUAAUUCCUCUUCAAUGUCAAAAGAUUGUCUUAUGCAUCAAAUUCUUA